This is a messenger RNA of Cladocopium goreaui, 576 nucleotides long. The record is from the annotation of a GenBank genome assembly. Lineage: Eukaryota; Dinophyceae; Suessiales; Symbiodiniaceae.
AUGCAUCCGAGACCAACCAAUAGAGCUGAUGGUUUUGUCAGCCAGAAUCACUCAGAUGCCAUGCAAAGUCAAGGACCUACCGUGAGCCCGGUGAACCAUGUUCCAGGAUCAGAAGAUUUCGAAUGGGAAGCCGAGAUGGUGCCAUCACAAGGCCAAGCUGCAUCAACGGUGCCAAAUUCUUCCCAAUCGAUGUCUGCUGUGAUGAUGAAUGUCAGAGUUCCCAACAAUCAGCCUCCAAUGCCAGUGAGACAGCCCAUGCCGCAUGUGUCAAUGACACCAAGUGCCCGACCACCAGCUGCAAUGAUGGGAAGCCCAGGAUCGUCCUACGCAGCUUCCGAGAUUGGAAGCCAAUUGAUGGUGACUCAAGCAUCCCUCGAAAGCUGGGGAAACAAGAUCGUGGGCUUUGGCAAAAAGCAUCUGAGGUCUCGUUACGCCCAUGUGUACGAGUCCGACCCAGGUUACAUCAAGUGGAUUCUGGCCAGAGCCGACAACCUUUCCGAGGAUGUGGCAGAUUUCGCAAGCUAUGCUCGAGCUCGCAAUCAACUGGAGCAAUUGGCCAACAACCCGGUUCCAUGA